Molecule: messenger RNA, 865 nt
Organism: Olea europaea var. sylvestris
Lineage: Eukaryota; Viridiplantae; Streptophyta; Magnoliopsida; Lamiales; Oleaceae
Product: fibrous sheath CABYR-binding protein-like
Exons: 2
Coding region: 88-621 (177 amino acids)
Source: RefSeq, a predicted model, not a curated record
UCUACUUUAUCAGUCGUCUCAUCCUCACUCACAUUCACUAGCAAAUAACUCUUCUUUCCAAGUUUCAUCACCACAGUUUCAAUCACAAUGGCUACAGCUCAGGUUGUGUCAGCUCCAACGCCAGUAGCAGAGACUGUUAAAACUGAGGAAGUGAAGACCGUUGUAGACGUCCCGAAAGAAGAAGUGGCUGCAACUCCCGCCCCCGAGGUGGUGGCCGAGGAACAAGUGAAAGAAACCGAAGAAGAGGUGGCUGCAGCACCAGCAGCUGAGGUGGAGGAACAAAAGCAAGUCACCGAAAAAGAGGUGGCUGUACCGCCGACGGAGGAACAAGAGCAAGCAACCGAAGAAGAGGUGGCUGCACCACCAGCUGAGGAACUUGCUACUCCUGUAGUCGAGACUAAGGAGGUUGCAGUAGAAAAGACCGUGGCAGAAGAUGAGACCAAAGAAGUUACACCCAAAAAGCCCGUGGAAGAAAAAUUAGAGGCUGAAGCUCCUAAGGAGGCUGCUAUUGAGGAGACUAAAGAAGAAGCCCCUGAAUGCACAGAUGCACCGGUGAAGGAAGCAGCUGCGGAGGAGGAGAAACCAGCAGAAGCAGUGACGCCGGCAGCGAAAGAGGAGUGAGGAGUAUGCUUAUAUGCAAGGUGGUACCGGAGAAAGCGUCGCAGGAUUUCGGAUCUUCUACACUGCACGUCAAAGUUGGUCAUUUUCUAUUGUUUUCUUCAGUUUGUUAUUUACAUAUUAUGAGUUAAGAUUUUAGUAUUUUGUAUUUGGUUUUAAAGCAGAAAUAAUAUUAGUAUGUUGGGUCCAAGUCUUAUAUUGUGAUGCAUAAUGAAGCGUUUACCUGAGUAUGGCUUUCUUAUGGAAA